Emys orbicularis (European pond turtle) is the source of this 1533-nucleotide messenger RNA. It is a transcript of the gene CHRNG, whose product is annotated as cholinergic receptor nicotinic gamma subunit. Gene Ontology annotation, biological process: monoatomic ion transmembrane transport; chemical synaptic transmission; nervous system process. The transcript has 12 exons. The record is from RefSeq and is a predicted model, not a curated record. Lineage: Eukaryota; Metazoa; Chordata; Testudines; Emydidae. The coding region runs from base 1 to 1533 and encodes 510 amino acids. Gene Ontology annotation, cellular component: synapse; postsynaptic membrane; neuron projection. Gene Ontology annotation, molecular function: acetylcholine-gated monoatomic cation-selective channel activity; transmembrane signaling receptor activity.
AUGCGCUGCCUGGCUCUGCUCGCGACCCUCGGCUCCCUCACAGCCGUGCUGUGCCGGAACCAGGAGGAGAAGCUGCUCAGUGACCUGAUGACCAACUACAACCGCAACCUGCGCCCGGCCCAGGGGGAGGGCGACAUCAUUAACGUCACGCUGAAGCUGACCCUCACCAAUCUCAUCUCCCUGAACGAGCGGGAAGAGACCCUCACCACCAACAUCUGGAUUGAGAUGAAAUGGUGCGAUUAUCGGCUGCAGUGGGAUCCUGACGAAUACGACAACAUCCAGAUACUGAGGGUGCCCUCCACCGAGGUGUGGCUGCCGGACAUCGUCCUGGAGAACAACAUCGACGGGGUGUUUGAAAUCACCCUGUACUGCAACACGCUGCUGGAAUCCAAUGGCUGCCUCCUGUGGAUGCCGCCCGCCAUCUACCGCACCUCCUGCGCCAUCUUUGUCACCUACUUCCCCUUCGACUGGCAGAACUGCUCCAUGGUGUUCCAGUCCCAGACCUACAGCGCCAAUGAAAUUAACCUGCUGCUGACGGAGGAAGAUGGGCAGACCAUUGAGUGGAUCGUCAUUGACCCCGAAGCUUUCACAGAGAACGGGGAGUGGGCGAUCAAGCACCGGCCGGCCAAGAAGAUCGUGAACGCCGAGCGCUUCACCCCGGACGACUUGGGUUACCAGCAGGUCGUCUUCUACCUAAUCAUCCAGAGGAAACCGCUCUUCUACGUCAUCAACAUCAUAGUGCCCUGCGUGCUCAUCUCCUCCGUGGCCGUGGUGGUGUAUUUCCUGCCGGCCAAAGCGGGCGGCCAGAAGUGCACAGUCUCCAUAAACGUCCUCCUGGCCCAGACAGUCUUCCUCUUUCUGAUUGCACAGAAGGUGCCAGAGACCUCCGACGCCAUGCCGCUCAUUGGCAAGUACCUGACCUUUCUCCUGGUGGUGACGGUGGUGAUCGUGGCGAACGCCGUCAUCGUGCUGAACGUCUCGCUGAGGACACCCAACACGCACGCCAUGUCGCAGAAAGUGCGGCAGAUCUGCCUGCGGCGGCUGCCCCACUUCCUGGGGAUGCACAUGCGCCGCAGCGACAUGGCCCCCCGCCCGCUGCUGGCACGGCGCCGCAGCUCCCUGGGGCUGAUGGUGAAGGCUGACGAGUACAUGCUGUGGAAGGCCCGGACCGAGCUGAUCUUUGAGAAGCAGAAGGAGAGGGCCGGGCUGAUGAAGGCUGUCCUGGAAAAGAUCGGGAGAGGCCUGGAAAACGGGUGCACCCAGGAUCUCUGUCACAGCUUGGUGCAGGCUGGUCCCGAGAUCCGGGCCUGCGUUGACGCCUGCAACCACAUUGCCAAGACGCUGCGGGAGCAGAACGACUUCGACAAUGAGAACGAGGAGUGGAUCCUGGUGGGGAGAGUCAUCGACCGCGUCUGCUUCUUGGUCAUGGCCUCGCUCUUCAUCCUGGGGACGGUCAGCAUCUUCCUGAUGGCCCAUUUCAACCAGGCGCCAGCAGCGCCCUUUCCCGGGGACCCCAAGCGCUACCUGCCAUAG